Messenger RNA from Auanema sp. JU1783, 897 nucleotides. The record is from the annotation of a GenBank genome assembly. NCBI's taxonomy places the organism in Eukaryota, Metazoa, Nematoda, Chromadorea, Rhabditida, Rhabditidae.
AUGGGUGCCUGGAAAGCAGAAGAGAUCGAUGCCUUUGGAGCUGCAUUGGUUGAUACGAAAAAACCUCUUAAAGCUCGUUUCCGAGCAUUGUUCGCUUUACGAAACAUUGGAUGUGACCGUUCGGUUGAGUGGAUCGGAAAAUGCUUGCAAGACGAAUCUGCUCUUCUGAAGCAUGAACUGGCGUACUGUUUAGGUCAAAUGCAGAACAAAUCCGCCGUACCAACCCUUAUCGAAGUACUCAAAGACGUAAAGCAAGAGCCUAUGGUCAGACACGAAGCUGGAGAAGCUUUAGGAGCUAUCGGAGAUAUUAGUGCUAGAGAUGUUUUAGUGGAAUACUCUAAGGAUCCUAUCCCUGAAGUUUCGGAAACUUGCGAGCUGGCUCUACAACGACUUGACUGGGUGCACAAAAAUACUGAUGAAAAGACAUUGAGCCCUUACGAUAGUGUUGAUCCAACACCUUCCUCUGUUGAAGAAGACGUAAAUGAGUUAUCGAAAGCUUUAUGCGAUGCAUCCAAACCUUUAUGGGAUCGGUAUAAGGCCAUGUUCAAGCUAAGAAACAUCAACACGGAUCGAUCCAUCUCAGCUUUAGCUCAAGGUUUGUACUGUGAAGAUAGUGCACUUUUCCGCCAUGAAGUUGCUUAUGUGUUAGGACAAGUGCAAUCGCCGGUGGCCAUAAAAGAAUUAAAAGAUAGACUAUUGUUGCCAUCUGAGAAUUGUAUGGUUCGUCAUGAAUGCGCUGAAGCUUUGGGAGCCAUAGCCACUCAAGAAUGUACUGAGAUUUUACAGCAGUAUGCCAAAGAUGAAGAGAGAGUAGUUCGCGAAAGCUGUGAGGUUGCUCUGGAUAUGGCUGAAUAUGAAAACAGCUCUGACCUUCAAUACGCCAAGAUUGAUGACUAA